CCUGGCAGUAGAGUGUCGUAGCCCAGAGGUCAGACAUCCGUCAGCGCCGCCUCAUGCGGAACGAGAGCGCCAUCCACCCAUCUGUUGACCGCCCGACUCAGUCUGAUUUGCCGUAGCGCUUAAAAGCCCGACACCCGGUUACUCAGCCGUCUCGUCCGCUCACUGUUUGGACUGUGCAGUCAGGCUUUUUAUAGUUACAAUCGAGAGUAAUAAAUUGCGGGUUGAUAGGACCGAGGCUGCGAACAAAGAAUUCUAAAAGAGAGCCAAUUCCACCUUAAAUGUCAAUUGCGUCUGUGGCUGAGAACUAGACGCCAUUUUCGGUCUACCUUAAGCGCACAGUGUGUCUAACUAACGCAAGCGUACCAGGCAAGCUUACGUCCUCGUUCUCCAGCCGGGGUUCGCACUCUGGUUUCCAGCUUUGACACAGCGUCACUUGUGAAACAACAGAGGGGGAAAAGACGCACUCGGGCCAAAGCCCAUCCGCACCAACUGGAUAAGAUGCCUGAGCCCAAUAAGUACCGAGAGUGGAUCCUGGAAACAAUCGACUCUCUCCGCUCGAGGAAAGCCCGUCCCGAUCUGGACAGGAUUUGUCGAAUGGUCCGGAGGCGACAUGGGUCAGACCCGGACCGAACCAGGACAGAACUGGAAAAACUAAUUCAAGAGCAGACGGUGCUCAAAGUUAGCUACAAGGGGUCCAUAUCGUACCGAAACGCAGCCAAGGUACAGAGGAAAAGCAGAAAGAAGAGUGAGUUUACGGCCGCUGGCAGCAGCAGCGCGGAGGCAGCGAGGGAGCGGACCAAACACGACCAUCUGAACAACAACGGCGACAGUGCGCACAGCUUCACCGACCAGGAGGAGGGAGAGGAGGACUCGGAGCCCAGCCCAGAUCCCCACUCUCAAACAUCAGCCAGCACCACUGGCAAGAAGCUCGAGUCUGCCUCCAGCCUGAGUAGCGGAAACAAAUGCCUCAGUUGUGGCGCAACAACGGGUUGCGCUGUCGGGAGCGGCUGUAAAGAGGAAAAAGCAAGUGCACCGAAAGACAAGGGAUCAGGACAGCAGGGAGUCGGGGACUGCCCGUCAACCAGUCUCGAGCACAGAACAAGCGCACACGACGCCGGUGAUGGCAGCAGGACAGCAUCAAGCAGAGCCGACGCCGUUCGCGGAGGGAAGGAGCCUGGUUUGUCCGGAGCUGACACCCAGAACAAAACUUGCUCAGGGAGCGUCAGCAGCCUCGGUCAACAACAGAGGCAGAAUCAGACUGCUCCCCUCAAGCCCAAACUUCGAGUCGGAGGAGGGGGCAGCAAAACAGCUGGGAACCACGCCAACUCCGACCUGGGAGACAGAUUGGUGGCUUCUGUUCGCAGUCUGUCCGAGAGGAGCCUGCGAGGGGGCGCCGCCGCCAUACCUCCUCAGGCUUUAACAGUGAGUUCUACGUUACUGGUCAUCUCAAAAUGCUUAGAGUGUAAGACUGAGGUUGGGGUGUCGUCUUGCCUGCUCACACCCACCGCCUCCCCGAGAGACUCUGGCCUGUCUGAAGAACGAGGGAUAAAUGGAGGAGUUAGCACUGGCGGGUGUGUGAAGUCCGAGGGAGCCAGUGGAAGCCCAGUGGACUGGACGGUGUCUGAUGUGGUCAGUUAUUUCACCGCAGCAGGUUUCCCUGAGCAGGCUGCAGCCUUCAGGACCCAGGAAAUCGAUGGAAAGUCUCUUCUCCUCAUGCAGCGUAACGAUGUUUUGACUGGCUUGUCAAUCAGGCUCGGUCCCGCCCUCAAGAUUUAUGAGCGUCACGUAAAGGUUCUGCAGAAAACACACUUUGAGGAUGAGGACUGCUAACAACUCGCACACGAAAUACAUACAGAGACAAGUUAUACUUGUAUAUAAGUAUAACUCAAGUAAUCCUAUAAAAAUGCAUGCAUGGUAUACAAUACGCUUCAUUUUUCAUCUCAUGGCAAACAGCACACUCUUCCUCCCUGGGCCUCUACAACUACUCUGAUCUAUAAAGGACAAACAGAGAUGAGACUGGAAUUCCUGCACAACAAGGAAUUUCAUCCAAACAAAACACAAACGUUGGAAACUAGGAAAUCAAACUCAUAAAAGUUUAAGAUGCAGAGGUUCAAAACACUCAUGCAGUUUCUUUUUUUUUAUUUACAGCGAUCAAGCACUUUGCAAUUUCAUCAUUAAACUGUUCUAGAUGGAGGUUUUUUUUUACCUGUUCUGCACUGGUCUUUAUGCACAUUUUAAAUGAGGUUGAGGUUAUUAUGUGAAAUUCCAGAAAAUUUUGGUUUAUUCUUUGGGGCUGUCAUGUGAGGGUUUCUGUGAUGUGAGAUGUGAGUGUGUUUGUCAUUAUACACACAGCCAGAUUGAACAGCAACACAUUAGGAGCAAACCUGAAUCAAUAAAUUCCCAGAAA
Molecule: messenger RNA, 2407 nt
Organism: Monopterus albus (swamp eel)
Lineage: Eukaryota; Metazoa; Chordata; Actinopteri; Synbranchiformes; Synbranchidae
Gene: samd1b
Product: sterile alpha motif domain containing 1b
Exons: 5
Coding region: 499-1830 (443 amino acids)
Biological process (GO): negative regulation of DNA-templated transcription
Cellular component (GO): nucleus
Molecular function (GO): chromatin binding; histone binding; DNA binding
Source: RefSeq, a predicted model, not a curated record